AUGUUCGGCAGACACGAGGUCAACAUAUUUUGCGAAGUGCCCCCGAACACAGCAAGUCUGUUCAUUAGCUGCAAGUCCAGAGACGAUGAUUUGGGCGAACACGAACUCCGUCCCGGACAGUCUUUCAGUUGGCACUUUCGAACAAACUUGUUCAAAAGAACGUUGUUCUAUUGUUCCUUUUGGUGGGGACCAAAGCUGAAGCAAAUGGAUGUAUUCAAUGGCGAGUGGGACUCUAUGUUCAAAACUUAUUAUCGCGUCUAUAACUACGUGGCCAACGGCGAGGGUAUAUUUCUUAGCAAUGACCCUAAAAAUCAUUCAGCGGGCUUGGGGCUGGUGACCCUAUGGUGA
Molecule: messenger RNA, 348 nt
Organism: Striga hermonthica
Lineage: Eukaryota; Viridiplantae; Streptophyta; Magnoliopsida; Lamiales; Orobanchaceae
Source: the annotation of a GenBank genome assembly